This is a messenger RNA of Chanos chanos (milkfish), 1122 nucleotides long. RefSeq names its product Sp5 transcription factor-like (gene sp5l). Lineage: Eukaryota; Metazoa; Chordata; Actinopteri; Gonorynchiformes; Chanidae. The record is from RefSeq and is a predicted model, not a curated record. Gene Ontology annotation, biological process: regulation of transcription by RNA polymerase II. The coding region runs from base 1 to 1122 and encodes 373 amino acids. The transcript is spliced from 2 exons. Gene Ontology annotation, molecular function: DNA-binding transcription factor activity, RNA polymerase II-specific; RNA polymerase II cis-regulatory region sequence-specific DNA binding.
AUGGCUGCGCUGACAUUAUCGAGAACCGAUAAUUUUCUACACAACUUCUUACAGGAUCGUACACCCAGCUCCUCUCCAGAGAGUGGCCCAAACCCCCUGUCCUUUCUGGCUACCACGUGCAGCCAGGCUUGGCAGGUGAGUGGCAACGUGGGUUCGGAGGGGACCCAGUUCCCCUAUGACGGAGCAGUAAGUUCAGCUUCCAGUAUGUUCCAGCUCUGGAGCAAUGAGGUGGCCCCCAACUCCAGCCUAAGUGCUCACCAGAUGGCCUUCACCGUGCCUAAGGUGCAGUUCCCCAGUCACAUGCAGACCGGCCUGGGCUCCCACUCACACCACCACCAUCACCAUCAUCACCACCACCACCACGAGCUCCCCCUCACCCCUCCGGCCGAACCGCCAGCCGCCUACUCCUUUGAGCUCUCCCCAGUCAAGAUGCUGUCCUCCCAGACACAGGCCAACGCAUCCUACUACCAGCAACAUAAUGCUAUGAGUCAGAACUUUCCCAGCUUCCUCCAGAACACGUCGGCCAGGCCUCACCUACCGGGAGCCCAUGCUGAGGAUGGGCAGCAGUGGUGGAGUCUACCCCAGAGCAGCGGUAGCCCCUCUGGCCACCACCUUUCCCUGGGCAGGCAGCUGGUUCUGGGUCCCCAGCCUCAGAUCGCAGCCCUACUGCAGGGCACCUCCAAAGGCCUGCUGAGCUCCACACGUAGGUGUCGCCGAUGUAAGUGCCCCAACUGCCAGGCUUCGGGAGGGAACGCGCCAGGGCUAGAGUUUGGCAAGAAGAGACUGCACAUUUGCCACAUCCCUGAGUGCGGCAAGGUGUACAAGAAGACGUCGCAUUUGAAGGCGCACCUACGCUGGCACGCCGGGGAACGUCCUUUUAUCUGCAACUGGCUUUUCUGCGGAAAGAGCUUCACACGCUCGGACGAGCUGCAGCGUCACCUGCGCACACACACCGGGGAGAAGCGGUUCGGCUGUCAGCAGUGCGGCAAGAGGUUCAUGAGGAGUGAUCAUCUCUCCAAGCAUGUUAAGACACACCAGAGCAGGAAGGGACGGACGAGCCAACCUCCCCAGCAGCCGCACGGAGGGACCGAUCCACUGCUCAGUAACAUCAAGAGAGAGUGA